GGGAAGAGGAAGCCCUACCACAAGAAGAGGAAGUAUGAGCUGGGGCGACCGCCGGCCAACACCAAGAUCGGCCCGCGCCGAAUUCACACCGUGAGGGUUCGUGGCGGGAACAAGAAGUACCGCGCUCUGCGGCUGGAUGUCGGCAACUUCUCCUGGGGAUCCGAAUGCUGCACCCGCAAGACCAGAAUCAUCGACGUGGUCUACAACGCCUCCAACAAUGAGCUGGUCCGGACCAAGACCCUGGUGAAGAACUGCAUCGUUCUCAUCGACAGCACCCCGUACCGGCAGUGGUAUGAAGCUCACUACGCCUUGCCCCUGGGUCGCAAGAAGGGCGCCAAGCUGACACCCGAGGAGGAGGAGAUCUUGAACAAGAAGCGCUCCAAGAAGAUCCAGAAGAAAUAUGAUGAACGGAAAAAGAAUGCCAAGAUCAGCACCCUCCUCGAGGAGCAGUUUCAGCAGGGCAAGCUGCUUGCCUGCAUCGCCUCCAGACCGGGACAGUGUGGCCGGGCGGAUGGCUAUAUUCUGGAAGGCAAGGAGCUGGAGUUCUACCUGAGGAAGAUCAAGGCCAGGAAAGGCAAAUAGAUGUCAAAUACUGACUGGAGAGAGAGAAUAAAUGCACCCCAAGUCCUUU
This is a messenger RNA of Alligator sinensis (Chinese alligator), 631 nucleotides long. RefSeq names its product ribosomal protein S8 (gene RPS8). Gene Ontology annotation, molecular function: structural constituent of ribosome. The transcript is spliced from 5 exons. The record is from RefSeq and is a predicted model, not a curated record. Lineage: Eukaryota; Metazoa; Chordata; Crocodylia; Alligatoridae. Gene Ontology annotation, cellular component: cytosolic small ribosomal subunit; ribosome. The annotation marks the transcript as partial. Gene Ontology annotation, biological process: translation; maturation of SSU-rRNA from tricistronic rRNA transcript (SSU-rRNA, 5.8S rRNA, LSU-rRNA).